Messenger RNA from Papaver somniferum (opium poppy), 2131 nucleotides. RefSeq names its product amino acid permease 6-like. The record is from RefSeq and is a predicted model, not a curated record. Lineage: Eukaryota; Viridiplantae; Streptophyta; Magnoliopsida; Ranunculales; Papaveraceae. The transcript has a single exon. The coding region runs from base 559 to 2025 and encodes 488 amino acids. Gene Ontology annotation, cellular component: plasma membrane.
UUAUAUGUGUGUCGCUGAAGAGAUGUAUCCCUACUGAUUUGGGUUCCAUCCGCAACUAACAAAUCUAAUAAGGUGUGAUAGCAACCUUUGGAUGUAGUUAGAUUUGUAACCAUCUGAUCAUGUGAAGCAACAUGAAUCACUUCAAGAUCAGACAUGUGUUUUGAAUUCGAAAUCAAACUUGUCUCGUCCAACAGACAACAAACGAAUAUUUUCAAAAUAUUCUAACAGUGACUAGUCAUAGGAAAGGUUGUUUAAGGAAUUGACAUGUGACCUUAUUUCACAUAUAAUUAAAAUCCUAUGGGAUCAUUACAAGGAAGAGUAGUUGUUUUGAUUUAUUUAUUUUUGUUAGUCUUUUGAGUUGGAAAGAUGGAUUUCAUGGGACCAUGUCCAUACAUUUUAUCUAUUUUAAAACUCAAGAAUUAGAACUCAAGAAACACGCUGCGUUUUCAUGUUUUCUAUGUUUCCUUGUUGUAACCUUACCAGUUACGACUAAGGAUUGCAAAAUUCACCAGUGCUAUAACUUGUUAGACUGAAAAAAUAGAGGUAGCAGGAACAAAAAUGGGUAUUGAAAUGCAGAAGAAGACCAGCGUCUCCAACGGUGGUCGUGAACACGGACCUGAAAUGUUUAAUCACCAGGACUAUAGCAAGAAUUUUGAUGAUGAUGGCCGUGAAGAAAGAACUGGAACGCUGUUGACUGCAAGUGCUCACAUCAUAACAGCAGUGAUCGGGUCUGGAGUUUUGUCACUAGCAUGGGCUAUAGCUCAAUUGGGAUGGAUUGCUGGUCCUGUUUGUCUCAUUGCAUUUUCUCUCAUCACUUGGUUCACUUCUAUUCUCCUUGCUGAAUGCUAUAGAUCUCCUGAUCCCAUUACUGGCAAAAGAAAUUAUACUUAUACGGACGCGGUGAGAGCUAACUUGGGAGGUGUGAAAAUUCAGCUCUGUGGUAUAGCACAAUAUGCUAAUCUUGUUGGGGUUACUAUCGGAUACACCAUCACUGUAUCGAUCAGCAUGGCGGCUGUACAAAGAUCGAAUUGUUUUCACAAAUUUGGUCAUGGGGAUCAUUGUUACGUAUCGACCUACUAUUAUACAGUCAUCUUUGCAGUCAUUCAGAUUUUUCUAUGUCAGAUACCCAAUUUUCACAAACUUUCUUGGUUAUCAAUUGUCGCUGCUGUUAUGUCUUUCGCGUACUCUUCCAUUGGUAUUGGUCUUUCCAUUGCCAAAGUUGCAGAACCACAUCACCAUGCAAGAACAACUCUCACAGGGGUCACAGUUGGAGUAGAUGUAUCAGGGGCAGAAAAAGUUUGGAGGACUUUCCAAGCCCUUGGCAACAUUGCCUUUGCUUAUGCUUUCUCUAAUGUACUUGUUGAGAUACAGGAUACACUGAAAUCAAGCCCACCUGAGAACAAAGUAAUGAAAAAGGCAUCUACCAUUGGAGUCGCUACGACAACCUUGUUUUAUGUGCUAUGCGGAUUAGCCGGUUAUGCAGCUUUCGGGAAUGAUGCACCUGGCAACUUUCUCACCGGCUUUGGUUUUUACGAACCAUUUUGGCUCGUCGACUUUGCCAAUAUCUGCGUUACUGCCCAUCUUGUCGGAGCUUACCAGGUUUUCGUCCAGCCAUUAUUUGCAUUUGUCGAGAAAUGGUGCAGCAACAAAUGGCCAGAACGUGGAUACAUAACGACUGACCACAUGAUUAAUCUUCCAUGCUGCGGUCAAUACCCCUUCAACUGGUUUCGGCUAGUAUGGAGGACUUCAUACGUCAUGGCGACAGCUUUGCUGGCAAUGAUAUUCCCAUUCUUCAAUGAAUUUGUUGGUUUUAUCGGUGCUUUAUCGUUCUACCCGUUGACCGUUUACUUCCCGAUCGAGAUGUACAUUGCAAGAGCCAGGAUAACCCGAUAUUCAGCUACAUGGAUAUGGCUAAAGGUGUUAAGCUGGGGAUGCCUUGUUGUCUCACUUGUUGCUAUGGCCGGGUCUCUUCAGGGUUUAGCUCUAUCUGUCAAAUCCUAUAAACCCUUCAAAAUCCAGCAGUAGUUAGUUGGUUCAAGCAUUAUACUAUAUGUUGUAAGACUUAUUUUUCAGUUUGAAAGAUUGUUGGGCAACGUCCCAAAAGCAAUAAAAAUAAAUAAUAUUUUCAAAA